AUCCCGAAAGCGCCCAACAGAAACCAAGAUGUCGGAUCUAGAAUCCCCUCCGAAGUUGUCAGCGCCUCCGCCACCGGAGGGGGUGGGAGGAGGUCGCUGCUCCGAAAUCUCCACCGAGCUCAUUCGCUCUCUGACAGAGCUGCCGGAGCUGGAAGAUGUGUACGAACGACUCUGCAGCGAGGAGAAAGUGGUGGAGAAAGAGCUGGAUGCUCUUUUGGAACAGCAAAAAACCAUUGAAAGUAAGAUGGUCACUCUCCACAGAAUGUGUCCCAACCUGCAGUUGAUUGAGGGAGAUGCAGAGCAGCUGGCUGGAAUGAUCACCUUUACGUGCAACCUAGCUGAGAAUGUGUCCAGCAAAGUCCGUCAGCUUGACCUGGCCAAGAACCGCCUCUAUCAGGCCAUUCAGAGAGUUGAUGACAUCUUGGACCUGAAGUUCUGCAUGGAUGGAGUUCAGACUGCUUUGAGGAAUGAAGAUUAUGAGCAGGCUGCAGCCCACAUUCAUCGUUACUUGUGCCUGGACAAAUCAGUCAUUGAGCUCAGCCGACAAGGCAAAGAAGGAAGCAUUAUUGAUGCCAACCUGAAAUUGCUGCAGGAAGCUGAGCAGCGUCUUAAAGGCAUAGUAGCAGAGAAGUUUGCUAUGGCGACCAAAGAAGGUGAUUUGCCCCAGGUGGAACGAUUCUUCAAGAUCUUCCCACUGCUAGGUUUACAUGAGGAUGGGCUAAGCAAAUUCUCAGAAUACCUUUGCAAACAGGUGGCCAGCAAGGCUGAGGAGAACCUGCUCUUGGUGCUGGGGUCAGACAUGAGUGACCGAAGAGCUGCCAUCAUCUUUGCAGACACUCUCACUCUCCUGUUUGAGGGGAUUGCCCGAAUUGUGGAAACCCACCAACCCAUGGUGGAAACUUAUUAUGGAUCUGGCAGACUCUAUACCUUGAUCAAGCAUCUUCAAGUAGAAUGUGACAAACAGGUGGAGACGGUGGUGAACAAGUUCGUCAAGCAGAGGGACUACCACCAGCAGUUCCGGCUUGUCCAGAGUAACUUGAUGAGAAAUUCUGCAACAGAAAAAAUUGAACCAAGGGAGCUGGACCCCGUCCUGACUGAGGUCACCCUGAUGAAUGCCCAAAGUGAGCUGUACUUACGCUUCCUCAGGAAGAGGAUCAGCGCAGAUUUUGAAGUGGGGGACUCCAUGGCUUCAGAAGAUGUAAAGCAAGAGCACCAGAAGUGCCUGGACAAACUCCUCAAUAACUGCCUAUUGAGCUGUACCAUGCAGGAGCUAAUUGGCUUCUAUAUUACCAUGGAGGAGUACUUCAUGAGGGAGACUGUCAAUAAGGCUGUGGCUCUGGAUACCUAUGAAAAGGGUCAGCUGACGUCCAGCAUGGUGGAUGAUGUCUUCUACAUUGUUAAAAAGUGCAUUGGGCGAGCACUUUCCAGCUCUAACAUCGACUGUCUCUGUGCCAUGAUCAACCUUGCCACCAGAGAGCUGGAAGCUGACUUCAGGGAUGUUCUGUGUAAUAAACUACGGAUGGGCUUCCCAGCCACCACCUUUCAAGACAUCCAGCGUGGGGUAACAAGUGCUGUGAACAUCAUGCACAGCAGCCUCCAGCAGGGCAAGUUUGACACAAAAGGCAUUGAGAGCACCGAUGAAGCCAAGCUGUCCUUUCUGGUGACUCUGAAUAAUGUGGAAGUCUGCAGUGAAAAUAUCUCAACUCUGAAGAAGACUCUGGAGAGUGACUGCACCAAGCUGUUCAGUCAGGGCAUUGGAGGGGAACAGGCCCAGGCCAAGUUUGACAGCUGCCUUUCUGACUUAGCUGCAGUGUCCAACAAAUUUCGAGACCUCUUACAGGAAGGGCUGGCGGAGCUCAACAGUUCAGCAGUCAAGCCGCAAGUUCAACCUUGGAUCAACACCUUUCUCUCAGUCUCCCACAACAUCGAGGAGGAAGAAUUCAAUGACUAUGAGGCCAAUGACCCUUGGGUACAGCAGUUCAUCCUUAACCUGGAACAGCAGAUGGCAGAGUUCAAGGCCAGCCUGUCUCCAGUCAUCUAUGACAGCCUGACGGGCCUCAUGACCAGCCUUGUUGCUGUUGAACUAGAGAAAGUGGUUCUGAAGUCCACCUUCAAUAGGCUUGGCGGUCUGCAGUUUGACAAGGAACUGAGGUCACUCAUUGCCUACCUUACCACGGUGACAACCUGGACCAUCCGAGACAAGUUCGCCCGGCUCUCCCAAAUGGCUACAAUCCUCAAUCUAGAGCGGGUGACUGAGAUACUAGAUUACUGGGGUGCCAACUCUGGUCCUUUGACAUGGCGCCUCACCCCUGCUGAAGUGCGACAGGUGCUGGCUCUGCGAAUAGACUUUCGCAAUGAGGACAUCAAGAGGCUGCGCCUGUAGCUGCCAUGUGGCCCACCAGACAUCAGGACCUAUUUUCUUUUUUCUUUUUUUUUUUUUUUUAAUAUUUAUUAAAGAUUUCUGCCUCCUCCCCGCCACCGCCUCCCAUUUCCCUCCCCCUCCCCCAAUCAAGUCCCCCUCCCUUAUCAGCCCGAAGAGCAGUCAGGGUUCCCUGCCUUUUGGGAAGUCCAAGGACCUCCCACCUCCUUCCAGGUCUAGUAAGGUGAGCAUCCAAACUGCCUAGGCUCCCACAAAGCCAGUAUGUGCAGUAGGAUCAAAACCCAGUGCCAUUGUUCUUGACUUCUCAGCAGUCCUCAUUGCCCGUUAUGUUCAGCGAGUCCGGUUUUAUCCCAUGCUUUUUUAGACCCAGUCCAGCUGGCCUUGGUGAGUUCCCAAAAGAUCAUCCCCAUUGUCUCAGUAUGUGGGUGCACCCCUCGCGGUCCUGAGUUCCUUGCUCGUGUUCUCUCUCCUUCUGCUCCUGAUUUGGACCUUGGAAUUUCAGUCCGGUUCUCCAAUGUGGGUCUCUGUCUCUGUCUCCUUUCAUCGCCUGAUGAAGGUUAAUAUCCAGGAGGAUGACUAUAUGUUUUUCUUUGGGUUCACCUUCUUAUUUAACUCUCUAGGAUCACGAAUUAUAGGCUCAAUGUCCUUUAUUUAUGGCUAGAAACCAAUUAUGAGUGAGUACAUCCCAGGACCUAUUUUCUAAGUAGCUAUAGCCAAAAAGCCAUGCAAAGCUAUCUGGCUUAGGUAAGCCAGGGGCCCAGACUACAGCACUGCUCAACAACAAGAAAGCAAGGACUGGACCCACUCCCAAGUUCUGCCCAGUAGCAACUGAGGCUGAAGGCAAUGAGAGGGGUGCUUUAGAGCAGUCUUUCUCAACUGAGAGGGGUGGGAGGCCAAGCAGGCAGCAUAUGGCCCCGCCAGCCUUCCCAUGAGUGCUCAUUCCCUCACCCUCACACCACAGCAAUGACCCUGACAGCAUGAGCGCCUGGAGGCACCUGGGGACCUAAAGGCUAUGAUGUUCACAAAUAAACAUCAGAAUAAAGACACUUCUUGGAGACUUGCCAUUGGUUGUUGGGUUUAGGAAGGGGUAGCUGCUUGGGCAAGACCAUUCCACUAGUAGCUCUAAAACCUGAAGGCAAAUGCAUGAGAUCUCAGCUUCCCAUAGCCAGUCACGGGACAGUGAGAACCUUCAUCCAGUCCUGGACUUCAACCCUUUCAUGGGCUAUCAGCACCAGGAGCUGGAUCAAUUCAGGGGCAGCGCCCCACAGUGCCAGAAGUGGGAAUUACUCCCAGCAAGAACAAGAAAGAACUUUCUGAAGA
Chionomys nivalis (European snow vole) is the source of this 3700-nucleotide messenger RNA. RefSeq names its product component of oligomeric golgi complex 4 (gene Cog4). The transcript is spliced from 19 exons. The record is from RefSeq and is a predicted model, not a curated record. Lineage: Eukaryota; Metazoa; Chordata; Mammalia; Rodentia; Cricetidae. The coding region runs from base 29 to 2383 and encodes 784 amino acids.